CCGGGGUUCCGGAAGGGACUUCUGGGGGAAGCGGGAGGGUGGAAACACGACAGGUUCGCGAAUUACACAUCAAGGUACAAGACGAGGGGCCUUCAUGUGUGCCUUCUGCAUAUGGAUGAGCCACAGGGUCACGCUGUCCCUCUGAAGAGACAGUUGCUGAAGUGGACCUAAACUCCUUGAGGGCUCAGCCGGCAUCUUCAUCUCUGCAUCCUUGCCAGUAUAGAGCCUGACACAUUUGCUGAAGAAGCUCUCAGGAAUCCCGUGCAGCUCGGAUGUCCACAUUUGCAACUCAGAAAUGUCACCAAGCCACUCCCGGCCUCCACAGACCAGUAACCAAUCAAGACAGUAGAAUGCCUGUGUCCCUCUCCCGAGCAGCGGAAGGCGGAAGUGGGAUAAGUUCCGUUCGGAACCUGUAUCCUAGGAGCGGAAGUACGGCCGGAAGUGGGCCAUAGAGGUUAGCGGCUAGAGCGACCCUGAAGGGAGGUGGCAGGAAAGGCGCGGAACUACUGCCGGAGGUGACGGAGCGGCGGCUCCACCCCUGUGUGCUGGAAGGAGAAUCUUGCAGGUAGCGGCCCGCAGAGUCUGGUCCACGCUCCAGACAAUCUGAGACCAGGUCCCCAGCUCAGUGCAGCCAUGAGUGCGGAGGUGAAGGUGACAGGGCAGAACCAGGAGCAAUUUCUGCUCCUGGCCAAAUCGGCCAAGGGUGCAGCGCUGGCCACACUCAUCCACCAGGUGCUGGAGGCUCCUGGUGUCUACGUGUUUGGGGAACUACUGGAUAUGCCCAAUGUUAGAGAGUUGGCUGAGAGCGACUUCGCUUCCACAUUCCGGCUGCUUACAGUGUUUGCUUAUGGAACAUAUGCUGACUACUUAGCUGAAGCCAGGAAUCUUCCCCCACUCACUGAGGCUCAGAAGAAUAAGCUUCGACACCUCUCAGUUGUCACCCUGGCUGCCAAAGUCAAGUGCAUUCCAUAUGCAGUGUUGCUGGAGGCCCUUGCCCUGCGAAACGUGAGGCAGCUGGAAGACCUUGUGAUUGAGGCUGUAUAUGCUGAUGUGCUUCGGGGUUCCCUGGACCAGCGCAAUCAACGGCUGGAGGUUGACUACAGCAUUGGACGGGACAUUCAGCGCCAAGACCUCAGUGCCAUUGCUCGAACCCUGCAGGAGUGGUGCGUGGGCUGUGAGGUGGUGCUGUCAGGCAUUGAGGAGCAGGUGAGCCGUGCCAACCAACACAAGGAGCAGCAGCUGGGCCUGAAGCAGCAGAUUGAGAGUGAGGUUGCCAACCUUAAAAAAACCAUUAAAGUUACGACGGCAGCAGCAGCUGCAGCCACAUCUCAGGACCCUGAACAACACCUGACAGAGCUGAGGGAACCAGCUCCUGGCACCAACCAGCGCCAGCCCAGCAAGAAAGCCUCAAAGGGCAAGGGGCUCCGAGGGAGUGCCAAGAUUUGGUCUAAGUCGAACUGAAAAGACUGCCGUUUCUUCCCUGGGGAUGCGGGGUUCCACCUGCCUGCCUGCCUGCCCCUUAGGAGUCCUCAGAGAGCCUUCCUGUGCCCCUGGCCAGCUGAUAAUCCUAGUUCAUGACCUUUCACCUCCUCUACUCCCAGGCAUAGAUCCCACCUUCUCUGUGGAGGAGGCCAGCACAGGUCAUGUUCUUCUUGGUACUUCCUGUUUCAUGUGACUUUCUUAUGUGUUUAUUGCCCCCUCUCCCAACAUGCUUGCUCUGUGUUUCUUUAAGAGCUCAGCAUCUGUCACUGAGUAGGUCGGUAGUCCUGAUGGGGCUGCUCUAUCUCCAGCAUAACCCACAGGUUCCUUCUCUGGUCCCUGCAUGCCUAAUCCCCAAUUCCUGCUCUCUAUCUGUGCCUGCUGGGCAGCAUCUAAAGAGCCAUAGGGUCCCCAUCUUUAUUUGCACCCCGAGAGUACUGAGAGCCAGUCUGCCAUUCUGGACACUUUCAUCCCAGAAUCCCGUCACACUACAGUUAUUUCUUCUCUCUCCGCUUGGAUCCUGGGAAUGCUGCCACAUUAAUGACUCCAGAGCCUAAGGACAGCUGUUCCUUAAGAUUGUAAGAGAAGGUUCUUUCUUGGCUCUGACCAUCUUGGAAAGCCAAGUGGCAAUUCUGGAAGAAUUUAUAUCUCCUUUUGUGAGUUUGGUGGGGAAGGGAAGGGACUAUAGAUUGUAUUAAAAAAACCAACAAAGGUAUGUACGCAUAUAUCUAUAUAUAACAUGACACAGAAAUAAAUCUAUGAGAAGUCUA
Molecule: messenger RNA, 2249 nt
Organism: Castor canadensis (American beaver)
Lineage: Eukaryota; Metazoa; Chordata; Mammalia; Rodentia; Castoridae
Gene: Cops7a
Product: COP9 signalosome subunit 7A
Biological process (GO): COP9 signalosome assembly
Cellular component (GO): COP9 signalosome
Source: RefSeq, a predicted model, not a curated record